Molecule: messenger RNA, 1469 nt
Organism: Helianthus annuus (common sunflower)
Lineage: Eukaryota; Viridiplantae; Streptophyta; Magnoliopsida; Asterales; Asteraceae
Product: putative glucose-6-phosphate 1-epimerase
Exons: 8
Coding region: 386-1306 (306 amino acids)
Biological process (GO): carbohydrate metabolic process
Molecular function (GO): isomerase activity; carbohydrate binding
Source: RefSeq, a predicted model, not a curated record
GGCUUUUGGCGUAGUUGGUGGGCUGUAAGCUGUUCUCCAAACACGAAGCUGAUCGACUCUUAAUUGUAAUUUUAUUUAAUCAAAUAAAAUUAAGCGUAAGAUUGUAAUUAACUGUUAUCGAUAAUGACAUCUUUUGUUUCCAUAUUUGUUUUAUUCCAUUUUUUAGCAUCAAACUUUCAUAUUUUAUCAAAUCAAUAGAUGAAAUCAUGACAUACGCGGUGUUAGAUACAUAACUUGUAUCUAUAUAUACCUCAUUUCCUCAUUCCAUGUUUUGAAAUUCCUCAUUUUCGUCAUAAUAUUAUUAUUAUUCCGUUCGUAUUCCGUUGUAUUCCUCGUUUUCUGUGCAGGUUUGUUUGUUUGUUGCUGAUACUGUGAUCGAUCUCACAUGGCGGUUAAUAUCAUCAACGACGGAGAUCGAUCGCCUCGAAUUCUGUUACGUGAGCCUACCGGAUCAACGACGGAGGUGCUCUUGUAUGGGGGUCAGGUUGUGUCGUGGAAGAACCAACGGCGAGAAGAGCUGCUUUUCAUGAGCAGUAAGGCUGUCACGAAACCACCAAAACCAAUAAGAGGCGGCAUACCCAUUUGCUUUCCUCAGGUUGCAAAUUUCGGUACACUGGAGCAGCAUGGAUUUGCAAGGAACAGGUUGUGGUCAUUAGAUGAAGAUCCUUCACCUUUGCCUCCAGCUAACAAUCAAUCAAUGGUAGAUCUCGUACUGAAAUCAACCGAAGAAGAUCUGCAUACAUGGCCAUAUAGAUUUGAGUUGCGGCUUCGUGUUUGUGUUGGUGCCGACAAGCUCACGAUGAUCCCUCGUGUGAGAAACGUUGACAACAAGGCGUUUUCAUUUACUAUUGCACUGCGUAAUUAUUUUUCUGUAUCAGAUGUCAGUGAAGUACGUGUUGAGGGCUUGGAGACACUUGACUAUUUUGACAAUUUGUUAAAAAGAGAAAGGUACACAGAGCAGGCAGAUGCCAUUACCUUUGACGGUGAGAUUGAUCGAGUGUACUUGAGCACACCUACUAAGAUUGCUGUAAUUGACCAUGAGAGAAAGCGAACGAUUGUGCUACGUAAAGAAGGCAUGGUGGAUGCAGUUGUGUGGAAUCCUUGGGACAAAAAGGCAAAGGCGAUAGUGGAUUUGGGUGAUGAAGACUACAAAAGCAUGCUAUGCUUGGAUGCUGCAUCAAUCGAAAAUGCGAUAACCUUAAAACCGUGUGAAGAAUGGAAAGGUCGUCAAGAACUUUCUAUUGUGUCCUCUAGUUAUUUCAGCGGUCAGCUGGAUCCGCAAAAGGUUCUUAAUGGCUUACGCUAAUUUCAUCUUCAAAUGGAUUUGGUGUUAGUUAGAGGAAGAUUAUAUGUUUAUUUUUCUGGUUAAUAUACAUGGGAUGAAUGUUGCAUUUUUUCAGCAGCUGUUUCAUUAGAUCAUCAUAUUAUUGAUUGUUCUUGUGCAAUAUGUUCAUGAUUUUUACCUCAAA